AUCCACAAGUCUCGGAUGCCGAUUCUAGUGAUCCUUUCGAAAACAAGUAGCACAUUGGCCAGCUGUCCCGUAACUAUACUUUUAUUUGCACAAUGCUACAUGUCUUUCCACUAGCGAACAUCAAACAAACCUUUGUUUCUACAACAACAAAUAGGUGAACCGAGUUCCAGUGGUAACGUGAUGUUUGCAAAGGCGCCCAAGUAGAAGUUUUAGCAAAGAGAAAACAAAGCUUAAAUUGUGAUGUCGGCAGAGUCGACUUUUCGGCCGCAAAUCAAAAGGUUUAUUAUCCUAGCUAGUAUCGUCUUGCUCAUCGGGAUAGCCAAUGGACUGUUUGAAUAUCCAUCUCGAAAAAGCGAGCCUGCAGACGGAAUCGCCUGUGAGCGAUUAACCAGAUUUAAUCAAACGAAGAUCCUCUGUUAUACCCGCACUAAGACUGAAAAAUUGGAAAAGAGACGAGUACGCCAAGAAAAAAAUAAGGACGCUAGAGUGUGUACAAAAAUAUUUAAUAUGGUUCAAAGGCUACGGGAAUUUGAAGAAGGCAAUUUUCGUUACUGCGAUCCCGCCCGCUGUUUAAAAGAGAGCCGGCACUGUCGAGGCAACGAAAUGACCCGUGAAUGUAAUCUUUGUCUUGGAAAAUGUUGGGUGCAAUAUAGCUAUCCGCAAGAGACGCCUGGUGGACGGCUUCAGUUCCGGUCAUUCCCGUGUGACCCCACCGUGUGCGGGAAAGAGGUGCUAUGCGGUGGCUUCGACAUGAAGAAUGAAAAGCAACACACAAUGAACUACAAAAGCAUGAAGGAAUAACAGACUAACGACCGACCCUAUUUCUUAAACGUAUUACUUGGUCCUAACUUAACGUAGACGAACGUAAACAUUGCUGAAAUCGUUUAGGCAACAAGCACUAUACAAUUCUCUACAGGUAAAAUUAAAUAAAACUGCAGCCCAGUUGCAGAGAUACCUAAAUUUACCGGCUAUUACUUUUCGUCAGUUGCAUUAGAGUAAGUGGGCAGAAGCAUACUAGCCUCAUUGACAGGCUGCUACUAGGCCGAGGACCUCCCAGGGCUUUCACUGUGAGAAAGGAAAGACGAAAGAACGCCACUACAAAUGAAUGACUAUGAAAGAUCAAGGCCAUUCUACUACAAGACCUGGUCAAAGACGAUAGCCCCUAAACAAACGCGGAAGCCAGCCAGCUGAUCGGUCCGGUCCAUUCAAGUUAGAAUGUAAUAAAUCGUUUCAGCGAUUCUAUGUCGGUGCGGCGCGAACGCGGCUUGCGAUAGGUAUAUCAGCUAUAUCCACGUGCA
This is a messenger RNA of Varroa destructor (honeybee mite), 1298 nucleotides long. RefSeq lists its product as uncharacterized. The record is from RefSeq and is a predicted model, not a curated record. Lineage: Eukaryota; Metazoa; Arthropoda; Arachnida; Mesostigmata; Varroidae.